Messenger RNA from Cynara cardunculus var. scolymus (artichoke), 806 nucleotides. Its product is annotated as dormancy-associated protein homolog 3-like. Lineage: Eukaryota; Viridiplantae; Streptophyta; Magnoliopsida; Asterales; Asteraceae. The transcript is spliced from 3 exons. The record is from RefSeq and is a predicted model, not a curated record. Bases 88 to 459 code for a protein of 123 amino acids.
ACCCCUUACUUCCUCCUAUGGUGAGUUUUAUAGAGCUCGCUUUAGAUCCUUAUAAGUAAACGUCCGGUUUUUGCUCUGCACUGAGCCAUGAGCUUACUCGCCAAGCUCUGGGACGACACAGUCGCCGGACCUCCGCCGGAGAAAGGACUUGGAAAGCUGCGAAAACAAUCUAACCUUAGUUUCCGAUCAUUAAAUUCAGACAAGGAAUCGGAAACGGUUGGGAAUACUGCAGUAGAGUAUCCUUCGAUGAAAGUAACACGGAGUAUUAUGAUUGUAAAACCUGAGAGAAGCCUGGGCGAAACGCCGCCGGCAUCUCCGGCCGCAUCUACACCUCCGGUAUCUCCUUUUGCCGAAGGCGGCUCAGACUCAUUUAGGUUUCGUCGGAAGUCAGCAUCAGACAAUUUCGAGAAGGCAAGUGGAAUUGGAAGUAGGAACCCUCGUCCUCCUUACGAGCAGUGAGAUUUGAUAUGAAUCUUAUCAGUGGUUGGGAUAUCAAGUCGGUCGAGUUUCCUAUACUUGACUUGUUUAUGCGUCUAUAUGCUCUACUAGUGUGUUUAUUUGCUUUCUAGUCUAUGUAUAAUAUGUAUGUUGUAGUUGUCGCUAAAUGGUGUCUCGUUAAGUUUCAGUCUGUCUCUUAAGCGUUUGCAAGCUUGUAACGUGGUUCGUUUAUCUGUCACUCUACCCUUUGCGAGUACUUGGACGUUUCUUGUUAUUAUCCAAGUUUCAUUUGCUUUUAUACUGUGGACCAAGUCUUGCGCAGAACAACAUGUUGGAUAACAUAUCAUAUAAGUAAAUAUUUAUGACCG